AUGGAGGAAUUAAUCAACCGGGUCUUGGAGAAGCAGAUAAGUGUGCUUAAAUCAGUGAUCUACAGCGCACUGAGGGGAGUGCUGGCUGAAAUGAAUGCCUCGCAGCAACACAUCGGGGCAGAACCAGAGAUGCAGGGAAAUCAUGAGUCAGCUUUAAACUCUCUAAAACAUGAUUCAACAUGUAAGAAAACAUUCAGCUGCUCUGAGUGUGGGAAAAGAUUUGGCCAAAAGGGAAAUCUGACUAGACACAUGAUUACUCACACAGGAGAGAAACCUUAUAGCUGCUCAGUUUGUAAUGAAUCUUUUACACGGAGUGAAAAUGUACGGUCACACAUGAGAACUCACACAGGAGAAAAACCUUUUAGCUGCUCAGUUUGUAAAAAAUCAUUUACACAGAGUGGAGAUUUACUAAAACACAUGAGAACUCACACAGGAGAAAAACCUUUCAGCUGCUCAGUCUGUAAGAAAUCUUUUACAGAAAGAGGAAGUUUACGGUCCCACAUGGUUGUCCACACAGGAGAAAAGCUUUUCAGCUGCUCAUUCUGUAAGAAAUCUUUUACAGAAAGAGGAAGUUUACGGUCCCACAUGGUAGUCCACACAGGAGAAAAACCUUUCAGCUGCUCAGUCUGUAAUAAAUCUUUUACACAGAGAGGAAGUUUACAGUCACACAGGGUAGUCCACACAGGAGAAAAACCUUUCAGCUGCUCAGUUUGUAAGAAAUCUUUUACACAGAGAGGAAGUUUACGGUCACAUAUGGCUGUAGUUCACAUAGGAGAGAAAAGAUUCAGCUGCAGUGUUUGUAACAAAAGAUUUUCCCGGCGUUCUCAUGUCAAAACACAUAAAUGUCUGGCCUUCGCCAAACCCACCAGACUCCAUGGAAAUAAUCAGGACGUUUAUCAUGCGAUUAAAGAAGACGAGCCGGAGGCCCCCCCACACAUUAAAGAGGAAGAGGAGGAACUGUUCCCAUUCACCCCUGUCCCCGUGAAGAGUGAAGAUGAUGAAGAGAAAGCCACUAAACCAGAGACAUUUGGAAACACUUCUGACCCGUUUUGGUUUGGAAUCUGCAGAGUUGUGUUUCAGUCUCAACAGCUCCAAACGGAGACUUUUGGCAACACCGACACUGACGCCAACGUUUACCAGCAGAGUCUCCACUAUCGCUGA
This is a messenger RNA of Perca flavescens (yellow perch), 1161 nucleotides long. RefSeq names its product gastrula zinc finger protein XlCGF8.2DB-like. Gene Ontology annotation, biological process: regulation of DNA-templated transcription. The transcript has 5 exons. The coding region runs from base 1 to 1161 and encodes 386 amino acids. Gene Ontology annotation, molecular function: RNA polymerase II cis-regulatory region sequence-specific DNA binding; DNA-binding transcription factor activity, RNA polymerase II-specific. The record is from RefSeq and is a predicted model, not a curated record. Lineage: Eukaryota; Metazoa; Chordata; Actinopteri; Perciformes; Percidae.